UCUCAUAAAGUCAAUUUUUCCAUCAACAAAUGAACAUAUUUUUAAUAAAAUAAAAACUUCCAUAGCUUAGCCCAAAAUGAUAGAAAAAAAUAUUUGGAGUCCUGCAAGACCCAUCAUUCCAGGGGCCGACCGAGCCAUCAAGAAUCUCCGCCACACAAAUUUUGCUCCUUCCUUUGAGGGCGAACAGCCACAGAUGGCGUUAAUCCUUUCCUGGCACUACGGUCGCCAGUGGCUAGAAGAACGAGAGGUCUACCAAAAGUCUUUACAGAAAAAGACCAAGAAGGCUUUAAAGUUCAUUCCCCCUGACUUUACCCGUUGGCUUGAAAAACGUAAGCCAAUCAAGACUCGUAAACAAUGGAUAAGCUCCUGACUUUUAUUGUUUUAUAUUUUUAUUUAUUUUGUAUACAUUUUUCGGGGCAUUGCUGAUAAUUGUUGUAGCCUUGAAUUUAUAAAAUUUGUAUUGUA
Drosophila bipectinata is the source of this 465-nucleotide messenger RNA. RefSeq lists its product as uncharacterized. NCBI's taxonomy places the organism in Eukaryota, Metazoa, Arthropoda, Insecta, Diptera, Drosophilidae. The record is from RefSeq and is a predicted model, not a curated record.